AUGAGACGGGCAAAAAUCGAGAGCUCGAAGGAGAAGCCAAUCGAACAAACGCGUUGUAGUACAAUCGACUUUCGCAAGACUUGGCAAUAUGCAAACUCCCGUUUACCACCGCAUGUGCCUCCGAUGAAGAUGUACAUGGCGACCUGGCAGAUUGUUUGCAUGGCGGCACAGGGGAGCUUGGACGUAUAUCGACGACCACAGAAGGAGGAGAAGGAGGACUAUGUCAAGGCGGAUUGGAGACAAGGCACAAAAGCCAUGGUCAUAAACAGCAGGCCUGUCGACGAUCGGAAUCUCAUCGUCAUCGCGAUUCGAGGGAGUCGAUGGAACAUCAUCGACUGGGCUGUGAAUUUCCGGCCUGCUCCAUCCGAGCCCAUCGGCUUCCUGGAUGACGAAGGCAAUGCCUGCCACGCAGGUUUCCUGCAGGUCGCACGAGCCAUGGUCGCUCCCAUCGCCGCCCGACUACGGAACAUGCUCGAGCAGAACCCAUCCCGCGCUUCGAGCUCUCUUCUCUUCACAGGCCACUCCGCUGGAGGAGCCGUCGCCAGUCUAUUGUACAUGCACAUGAUGGCAACGACCUUCGAGUCUGAGUUGAAUCUCUUGACGGGUUGCUUCAAGCGAGUCCAUUGCGUGACGUUUGGAACUCCACCUCUCACAUUUUUACCUCUGCACAACCCACCUGGCAAGAAGUACGAACGGAAUGUAUUUCUGAGCUUCGCAAACGAAGGUGAUCCAGUCGUACGAGCAGACCGUCAGUACCUCAGUACUCUCACGCGAAUCAUUGCCGCGCCUUCACCUCUCAGUGAUGCGAGUCUGAAGCAACGAAUGAAGCAGGGCAACACCUCGGCCGCCGAUCUCAAGCCGUUGAAAUGGGAAGUGCCACCUGCAACGUUGUCGAAUGCCGGGAGGAUGGUGCUGUUGAGAGAGCGGCCUGGCAAGAAGGGCACUGUGGAGGCAGUGCAGGUCACGGAUGAGCAGUUGAGGGAAGUGAUUUUCGGCGAUCCGGAGAUGCAUCACAUGGACUUGUAUAAGCGCAGGAUCGAUGAGCUGGCUAUUGCUGCUGUCACGGGCGCUAAAGUUAGCUGA
Messenger RNA from Zymoseptoria tritici IPO323, 1083 nucleotides. RefSeq lists its product as uncharacterized. Gene Ontology annotation, biological process: lipid metabolic process. The record is from RefSeq and is a predicted model, not a curated record. Lineage: Eukaryota; Fungi; Ascomycota; Dothideomycetes; Mycosphaerellales; Mycosphaerellaceae. Bases 1 to 1083 code for a protein of 360 amino acids. The transcript has a single exon.